Peronospora matthiolae is the source of this 402-nucleotide messenger RNA. The record is from the annotation of a GenBank genome assembly. NCBI's taxonomy places the organism in Eukaryota, Oomycota, Peronosporomycetes, Peronosporales, Peronosporaceae.
AUGUACGAAGGGAAUGACAACCUGAAAUUCCUUUACGACCGUGCCGGGAAGAUUUUCUCCGGCGGUCCUUCUGCGGCACAGGAUGUGCCGCGUCGUACUGCUCGACCAGACCCAGUACGUCAACCAUCAGUUGGGAGCGGGGCUCCCAAGUAUCCCAGGACGGGGGAUAGCCGCGCCACCGGACGAGAUAACUCGUCCGACGUCCGUUCACGUCGCGGUGGUUCAACAGCUGCUCGACCAGAUAGCGCUGGCCACCGCGAGAGUCCUCUAAUGGAGGUGGAGGAGGAGGGAAGACGCUCUCCACACAAUCGUGGGAAAGCGUGUGUUCCCGAGAGCUUCUUUGAUCGCGUAACGCAAGGGUUACGCGGCGAUCUCGAACAUGAGCGGGACGGGCGUCUUUAA